Molecule: messenger RNA, 1647 nt
Organism: Hordeum vulgare subsp. vulgare (domesticated barley)
Lineage: Eukaryota; Viridiplantae; Streptophyta; Magnoliopsida; Poales; Poaceae
Product: MEIOTIC F-BOX protein MOF-like
Exons: 4
Coding region: 75-1337 (420 amino acids)
Molecular function (GO): protein binding
Source: RefSeq, a predicted model, not a curated record
UUCCAAUCCGUCUCGUCAGUCCUCACGCACUCAUGGCGGCGGCUGCAGACUGAUCGCCGUCCCAAUCCAAACAUAUGGAAAUGCUCGGGGGAGGGCGCUCCACUUCCACUGACGCCUCCGCCAAGCCGAAGCGUCCGCGUCAUGCAGUGGACGACGGCAUCGGCACCGGCACCGGCACCGAUGCCGAUGGCAGCAGCGGCGGCGAUGCGGACAGCGACCGUCUGAGCGCCCUGCCGGACGACCUCCUCCGCGAAAUCCUGUCGCGUCUCAAUGCCCUGGAGACGGCACAGACGUGCGUGCUGUCUGCGAGGUGGAGGAACCUCUGGCGCUCCGUGCCGUGCCUCGACAUCGACGAGCGGGAGUUCACCGCCAAGUACCCAUUUUUCGUCAACUUCACCGGCAACCUUCUGCGCGGACACGAGGUCGCGCUCCUGGAGGACCUGCGGGUGUACCUGCACACAGGCGUCCUCGGGUGGUCUGCCCCUUGGGUCCGCCGCGCCAUAGGUCUGGGCGUGGGCGAGGCAUGGCCUUGCCGGCUCAAAAGGCUGCAUCUUUACAGCGUGCAUGACCUGCAACUGACGGACCUCGGGAGGCACAUCAGCUCCCACUGCCCUGCUUUGGAGGACUUGAAGCUGCAAAACUGCUGCUACUUGGUCACCGGCACUUUCAAGAUCGCCUCCUCCUCGCUCAAGAAAUUGGUCGUCGUUGGCGACCAUGAGGAUGACGAUGCCGAUGGCCUUUUCUACUUCGUCAUAGAUGCUCCUGCCCUCGUCUCCCUUUGCUUGGGCAGCUCCGAUAUUUAUCACAUUAGUGCUACUCCUACCGAUCCACAUUCCAUGCCGUCUCUUACCGAUGCAUCAAUUCGUCUAUGCCCCCUCACGACCUUCGGGAUUCCAUCAACCGCGUACGAAUCCGGUCUUCUUGCUACCUUGUACAACGUCACAAGCUUGCACCUGUUGCAUUUAGGGGUCAAGUUGUGGCAUUGUGAGGAUUAUUUGGAGUUUCCUAUAUUCGAGAACCUGAGGACCUUGUCCCUCGACCAGUGUUAUAUUGCCGGCGACUUCAUGGGGCUGGAGCCUUACCUACGCAACUCCUGGAACCUAGAGAAGCUCACUUUGCGCCGCUGCAAGGUCUUAGACUUUAGAACUAAGAUGAAGGAGGAGGAACAUCUUCACAAAUAUUCUCAGGACCCGAUGGAUUUCAUGUGCGAGAACCUUACGAUUACUGAAAUCAUAUACCAAGAUGGUGAUGCUUCUGUCGACCUACUGGUCAAGUAUUUGGUGGGCAUGUCGAGGAAUCUGCCAAACAACAAGAUCGAACUCACUAAAGUCGAUUAGCAGAACCGCAUCACAAUACACUAUGGUGGUCUGGCAACAAAUAAUGAUAUACCGGAAGGCUGCCAUGAGAAAUGAAAAUCUUAUGAGGGAACUGCCGUGGUGUACUUUUGAACAUGACAAUUCGUGCGUUAAUGGAGCUUGAAGGAUGGGUUGUUGCGGAUUUGAUUUUCCUUUCAUAGUCUCAUUUGAAUAAUUGUCAGGACGAUGUGCUUUGUCAUACUUUAGCUUUUGGUUCCAUGUUUUUAGUGAAGAGUGAUGGUCGAGCCAGUGGCCUCAUUUUAUCAUCAUAAAGUUAGUAAAUUGAGUUGAA